This is a messenger RNA of Chelonus insularis, 1146 nucleotides long. RefSeq lists its product as uncharacterized. The coding region runs from base 327 to 917 and encodes 196 amino acids. The transcript is spliced from 3 exons. The record is from RefSeq and is a predicted model, not a curated record. Lineage: Eukaryota; Metazoa; Arthropoda; Insecta; Hymenoptera; Braconidae.
UUAAACCGUCAAAAAUAGGGGUAGGUUAUAGGACAAACUUUAGAUCUGUAACGUAGUCAUCAAUUUAGCACCGAUUAGUAUUAAUAUAAAUGGACCAAUUUAAAAUAUAAAAGUAAAUAAGUUUACAAUACAAUUGUAAUCUACGCAUAUAUAUAAAAUAUAUUAACAUUGGUUGAGUAUUGAAUUGAUAGAAGUAAUUUAAACAGCAUUUUAACGGUUUGUGUACGUUAAUAAUUGUUCAGUCUACUGUUACAUUGAUGGUAAAUCAUCUUUUUACGAAGAAAUAAAUCGUAAAAUUUACAUUUCUAUACAGCAAAAAAGACAAAAUGCGUCCUGACACACGAAGCAUCUCAUUUACUUUUCAUCGGCAAGCAUUAACUGAUCAUAAUUCUCCACAAAUAUCACGAGGACGAAGAAAUUUUCGUCAAAGACUGCAAGAUCGAUUUGAUAAAGAAAAAAAUUAUGAAAAUACAAAAGAAAGAACAGUGGUUACUAAAAAAAGCAGUAAACACAGCUGGAAUAACAUUAAUUUAAGUUCUGUUUCGGCUGAUUCAAGACGUGUUUUACGUAAUGGAGCAGAAAAAUUGUCUAAAACUAUUUUGUCGGUUCGAACAACAUUUGGGACCAUUUCUCAAAAAUUCCGUAGUUCAACACGUCGAAGGCAAAUUCUAGAUGAACAACAAUCACCAACAGCUUGUAAUUCUUUUACACCACAAACUCGAUCAAAGCAUCUAUUAGGACGUACUCCAACCAAGCUAUAUAGCCCAUUUGGUAUUGAAUCACCAGCAUCACCUGCGUGGAAUAAAGAAAACAAAGAUAUCACUUCAUCAUCCGCUUCAUCCAAAUCAAACCGUACACGCGAACCUUCUCGAUCAUUUUGUUUCAUAAAAACACGAGGUUUCACCAGUUUAAGAUAAACAUCUAUACAUGGAUUAAUAAUGCUCACACUGAUACUAUCGUGUAUUAAUAAGCUUGCCUAUUAUUUUUAAAUAUUAUCAUAAUGCCUUCAUCGACAAAUAAUUUUACAUUUGUCAAUUAUUUAUUUAUAGUUGUUAAAUCAUUUACUUCAACUAUUUAUCACUGACUGUUGAAAGUAGACAAUUAAAAAUCAUUUAAACUAUUUAUUAUGUACAUUCAAAUGUAUGA